This is a messenger RNA of Phlebotomus argentipes, 3085 nucleotides long. RefSeq names its product probable ATP-dependent DNA helicase HFM1. NCBI's taxonomy places the organism in Eukaryota, Metazoa, Arthropoda, Insecta, Diptera, Psychodidae. The record is from RefSeq and is a predicted model, not a curated record. Bases 80 to 3085 code for a protein of 1001 amino acids. Gene Ontology annotation, molecular function: ATP hydrolysis activity; ATP binding; nucleic acid binding. The transcript is spliced from 10 exons.
GACAUAGUGAAGUAGAAGCUGAAGCGGCAUAUUUUGUAGAUUCGACACGAGAUCAACGGAUCUGGGAAUUGCCGAAGAGAUGGAGAAGAAUGAAUUACUUCACGGUUUAGGCACACAUAAUUUGUCACAAAACAUCGGAGCAAGUGAUUUACCUGUGAAUUCUCUCAUCGUUGAAAAGUAUCGACCACUUUUCAGUGAUAUUGAAAAGUUCAACAGGAUGCAAGCAAUGUUCUUCAAUGAUUGUGUUUUUUCGGGCUCCUCAAUGGUGAUCACUGCCCCAACAGGAAGUGGGAAGACCACAAUUUUCCUCUUGUCAAUAAUGCGGGAGUUGAUGAAAGCAAAUUGGCCAGAGACCUGCGAUCCACUGCGAUUUAUUUAUGUGGCACCGACAAGGGCUCUCUGCUCGGAGAUAUUAGGGAAGUGGAAAGAGAAGUUCUCGAGGCUGAGUAUGAGGUGCUGCGAGGUGACUGGUGAGACAAAUGUGACGAAUCUGAAGGAGUUGGCGGAGUACAACAUAGUGGUGACCACAGCGGAAAAAUGGGAUUCGCUGUCGAGGCGAUGGCGCGAAUAUAUCAAUUUCCUCACGUCCGUGAAACUCGUGAUGAUUGACGAGAUCCACCUACUCAAUGAGGCACGUCGUGGCGCUGCCCUGGAGGCAACAAUUUGCCGCAUCCAAAUUGGCGCUCGCGAGAUUGGCACCGCCAUACGACUCAUUGGCAUUUCGGCUACAUUAGCCAAUGUGGAGGAUGUUGCAGAGUGGUUUGGCCAGGCGAACACGAAAGCUUAUACAAUAUCCACAGAUUCACACGGCAGCACGGUUGAGGAGAAGAUCAUCAGCGUGCCCCUGGGCGAGGAGGAGUCUUUCUUCAAAGUAGACGCUAUUAUGAACUCUUGGCUGCCUGGAAUUGUAACCAGACAUUGGCAGGGCAGACCGACGAUAGUGUUUUGCAGCACAAGGAUGGGAGCGGAGGGCACGGCGAAGUACCUUGUGCGAAAUUUCUGCAUAGAACUGAAUGAGAAUGAGCGAAGAUUGCUGGACAAUGUUGCGGCGAAGGUCGAAAAUGGGGAGUUGAGGGAGUGUUUGAGAAAGGGUGUUGCCUUUCACCAUGGCGGACUCGUUCUGGGGGAUCGCCUGAUAGUGGAGGAUGUCUAUAGGAGGGAGAGUGUUCCCAUUCUCGUGUGCACUCAGACACUAGCGAUGGGUGUGAAUUUCCCAGCGCACUUGGUCAUUGUGAAGGCGCCCAGUCCAGUCCCAGUCACAGAAAUGCUUCAAAUGAUCGGCCGCGCAGGCCGCGUUGGUCUCACGACUCACGCUGGUGUUGCUGUAAUUCUUACAAGGACGUGUCAUGCAACGAUGUACCAAAAUAUGCGGCAGAAAAUUUCUCCAAUUGAAUCGCAUCUACAUGAGAAUUUGCAGGACUACAUGAACUGUGAGAUCUUCACGGGGAACAUUAGUGAUGAGGACACGGCGAUGGAGUGGAUAAGAUCGUCAUUUUUGUACGUGCGCGUGCACAUAAAUCCCACCCACUAUGGAUUUAAAGAGGACACCGUUGAAAAUCAAUUAUCAGCUCUGUGCAAAUCAACGCUGGAGAGUCUCAAAGGUAGGGGACUUGUGUGUGAGAAGAGGAGCAAUAAGGAAUCACUGCAGAAGCACAAUUUAUCUUCCACUGCUUAUGGAUCUCUGAUGGCGCGAUACUUUCUUCAUCUGGAAACUAUAAAAGCAUUUCAAGAGGAGAUUACUGGCAGAGAAGAAAUAAUGCAACUCUUCAACAUUGUAUGCAAAUGCUCAGAAUUUCAGCAGUUUACACUUCGUGCUACUGACAAGAAGAUCUUGAAUGAAUGGAAUACAUCUCACAAGAUCACUGAAGAUGAUGAAUAUCCCGCCGGACGAAGCAAACAAAUCCGUUUUCCAAUCUCGGGAAAAAUUAAUUCAAUCACAGGGAAAGUUUCAUGUAUUCUGCAAGCGAUGCUAGGAUGUUUUGAUAUUAAGAGCACACAUUUACGCGAUGAGAGUGACAAAGUGAUGAAAAUGGCAAAUCAUCUCAUAAAAUGUGUGCUGGAAGUCUUGAAGAUAAUGCACAGUGAGAAGUUUUCCGCCUUCUUCAGCGCUCUCACACUCCAGAAAUGUUUCACGGCAGAAUUGUGGGAGAAUUCCCCAUUUGUUUGCAGUCAAUUGCCAGAAGUGAAACAGAAUGACUGCAAUUUGGCUCAAAUAUUAGCUGAUAGUGGAUUCAAGAGCUUCGAAGCUCUAAGGCGAACUAAUUAUCGUGAACUGAAUGAACUUUUUCCUGAACAUUCAAAAAUCAACAAAUCAAUCGUUGAAAGCAUUCAAAGAAUUCCUCAAUAUUCUGUGAAAUAUUUCUGGACAAAUACUAAGACGAUUAUCGUGCAGGCUCAGCAAAAUAAUAAUGAACAUCGCAGGAAUGAAGACGAAUCCGUUGCAUUGGUGGUUGGAGAUGAAGAAAGCAACUCGCUAUUAUUCUUCGCGGGAAAUAUAUUUGAAAGCGGAAAUAACUACGAGGCUACUGUUGAUAUUGACACUAAAUUUUCCAGUAUUCAUAUCCAUUUGUUUCAUCUCUCUCUUGUGGGCGUUGAUGUGCAUUUGAUUUUGGAUCCGAAAGAGAAGUACUUACAGAAUUUCUCCACGAUGGCGAGAAACACAGCAUUGUCAGUGAAUUCUCAGGAUCUGGAAGCACCGAAUCCGAAAGAGCCAAGACUGGAUGACACUACAGGAAAAGGUAGCGACUGGCAGGAGACACGAAGAAUGGAAUUGUACAGAGAAUCUUUGAAACGAACUGGUAUUGACAUUGAGAAUCCAGUGGAACCUUUUGAUAUUGGCAUUGAUGACUUUUUCAACCAAUUGGAGUCCAAUGCAAAGCUGAAUCAUUCCACGGAUGAGGAAAUGCCUCUUCUUGGACCGUCGAGCAACUAUGAUAAAAAGGAUUUGAAAACAGUCUUUGAACUUGAGAUGACAAAAAUCUUGAGAAAGCCUUAUUGUGUUGAACCCUCUCGGAAUCUUGUCAAUGAAUUUUACAGGGAGACUCAGAAGAUCAUUGCGGAGAAUGAUAAUGAAAUAUUGUAUUAA